Messenger RNA from Oreochromis niloticus (Nile tilapia), 948 nucleotides. RefSeq names its product arachidonate 12-lipoxygenase, 12R-type-like. The transcript is spliced from 6 exons. The record is from RefSeq and is a predicted model, not a curated record. Bases 1 to 948 code for a protein of 315 amino acids. Lineage: Eukaryota; Metazoa; Chordata; Actinopteri; Cichliformes; Cichlidae. Gene Ontology annotation, biological process: lipid oxidation. Gene Ontology annotation, molecular function: oxidoreductase activity, acting on single donors with incorporation of molecular oxygen, incorporation of two atoms of oxygen; iron ion binding.
AUGGGUGAUGACCAGGUCCAGAGUGUGUCCUCUGUUGUGAGUCGGCUGCGUGACGUGCUGGCAAAUGACCCACCAAACUGUCUCAUUAAUAAAGUUACUGACUCCAAAGAUCAAACAGGACAUACAAUAAGACAGACUGACAUUUUUUUUUUUAUUUACGUCUCUAACCACUGGAAGGAAGAUGCAUUCUUUGGCUAUCAGUUUCUAAAUGGUACCAAUCCCAUUUUGAUCCAAUGCUGUACACAACUGCCCAAUAACUUACCUGUCACGGAUAAAACGGUUUCCCCUGAUGGUCAGCAUAAUUUGGCAGAAGAAAUAGAGAAAGGUAACAUCUUCCUGUGUGACUACAAGCUUUUGGAUGAAGUGGAGUCAAACACCAUCAAUGGGAACAAACAGUUCUUGAUGGCCCCCCUUGUCCUACUCUGGAAAAACAAUGCUGGUCAGUUAAUGCCAGUUGCUAUUCAGCUGAAGCAGAAACCAGCAGAGGACAACCCGAUCUUUUAUCCUAGUGAUUCUGAGUACGACUGGUUGAUUGCCAAGACGUUUGUGAGAAGUGCAAAUUUCAGCCUUUAUGAACUAAAUGCUCAUCUGCUGCGCACUCACCUGCUGGCUGAAGUUUUUGCAGUGUCACUGCUCUGCAACCUGCCCAUGGUGCAUCCACUGUACAAGCUUCUCAUACCUCACACUCGCUACACUUUGAACAUCAACUGCUUAGCUUGGAUGCUUCUGAUAUUUAAAGGAGGAACUUUUGCUAAGUUUACAUCUUCUGGUGAGGAGGGUGCCCUCACAAUCCUGAGAAGAUCACUGUCCACACUGACCUACAGCUCCCUCUGUAUCCCAGAUGAUAUUGCAGAACGUGGACUGAAAGAUGUGCCAAACUUCCACUACAGGGAUGAUGGACUCCAGCUUUGGGAAAUCAUAAACAGGUUCUAUCACUACUUUGUCUGA